Porites lobata is the source of this 1829-nucleotide messenger RNA. NCBI's taxonomy places the organism in Eukaryota, Metazoa, Cnidaria, Anthozoa, Scleractinia, Poritidae. The record is from the annotation of a GenBank genome assembly.
AUGAAGACAAGCUUGGUGUUUCUUGUCAGCGUUUGUAUGUAUGCAGUCGCUGCAAACAGUUUAGGAGCGAACAAAACCAAUCGUGACGUUGUAGUGAAUCAACUUUGUCAGAAUUCGGGUGCUGAUACCCUCAGGGAAAUCACUUCGCAACUCAAAAAAGAAUUCGAAACAUUGAAGAAGGAACAUACCCAACAACUGAUAAAGAUGAACAAGGACAACGGAGGUAUAUCGAAAUGGAACAAAUCGCAACUCAAAAAAGAAUUUGAAACAUUGAAGAAGGAACUUACCAAACAGCUGACAAAGAUGAACAAGAAGGACAACGGAGGUAUAUCGAAAUGGAACAAAUUGCUCCUGCCUUAAAUUACGCCUUUUCUCCUUCCUUUUUUUAAGUUUUUUUUUUCGGUCUUCAAACUUGGCGGACGCGAGGCAAUAAAUACGAACACAUUGAUAAUAAGACUGAUAAAACAUAUAAUUCAAUGCUAAGUGACAUCUUAAGCUACCCAGUUAGGAACUGUAGACAAAAGCCGUGGAUCGCUCGUUUUUCUUACGCGAGGCAAUGAAUACGAAAUCGCACAUUGAUAAUAAAACUACUCACAAUUUAAUGCUAAGUGCAUGGACUUCAAAUAAGCUGCCCAAUCGCUUCCUCUCUUAAUUAUGUGUUUGUAUCGCUCUUAAAAUGAUAAGGUAUUCCCUGAGUCGGGACACGUCAUCGCAACGAUCAAGUUUAGAAAACCACAACUCCACCUUCAAAUUUUAAAUUCCCUCAGCUUUAUCAAGGACGUUUAUAAUUCCCUCCACAGAUAUCACAGCUAAAGAACUGUUCAAGAAGUCGACGAUACUGACGGACAAAUGAACAGAAGACAAAUCGUUGCUUCCUCAUAAUUGUCCCGGAUUUUUUGGCUAAAAAACAUAAUCCAAGGAGGGGAGCGAAUAUUAAAAUAAACUAAAAAAAUCUCUAGGUUUAAAAAACUCAACCAUUUAAGAAUUCCGUCAUUUCAAGCAAAUGUGUUCAAUCUAGUUGUAUCAAAAACUGGAUACCUAUAGCAGUCGCUUCGUAAAACAGGAUUUUAUUAAUAUAUUUUGCACAUUUAUUAUGGCUAUUCUUUAACAGCAAAUGGACCACCACGUCGGCCACGUGUCAUAUACGAGCUAAAAGAAAAGUAAAUUAUCAUACUAAGUUUAUUGUUUAAUUGAUCUAAAUCGGCUCGAGAUGAUUCAGUAAAAUAAUCUUCGCUUCAAAUGUUUAUUCUUUCUUGGCAGUUAGUGCUAAAAUAUUUGUUUUCACAGUCAGCAAUUAGCAUAUAACCACUGUUUAAAUAAAUGUAGUUUAGACUUUACUCAAAACAUUUAAUUUUCGCUUGUUUACAGACGGGUGGAUAAAGCUGAAUACAAAUUUGGUAUGUUUUGGAGCCAAAGACAACCGGUUUGGCAAGUUCCUUGUUCCGUCCAGCGGCAAACUGGCAUCAGUCAAACUGGUCCACGUGUAUGGUUAUGUGACGUGUGAUACACGCAAAACUUACCAUUGGUCUUAUUGGGGAUGCAACCAACACUCAAGCGUGAAAAACCAUGUAGACGCUGUAAUAACAACCUCGGGCGGUAGCGUUCUUUUGCCUUCGAGCCAGUUCAUAACUGACAAGACACUCAAGUGGUCUUUGAUUCCUGGUUACAACUCACUUUCUCCAGCGCUGGUGCUGUCUGCUUUCUCCAAUCCUCCAUCCGUGACUCGAGGACAGGAGCUUCGUUUAUGGUACGGCGAAGAUUUGGCGAAUAGCAGUGAAAGCGACAAUGGAGGAACAUCGUGCUGUGAUGUUUAUGCUCGCUUGAUAUAA